CACAGAUCAGAGGAGUAAGUCAAGAAGUUCUACUACACGUAGAUACCGUCCGUCGGGGAUCAUUUACAGCAGGUCUCCGGACCGGAUAGACAGGGACUCCACGCACCCGGAACGUUUUUACGAGGACACCAGUCGGACUCUUUUGGUGACGCACACGGCAACGGCGGCCUCCCGGUGUGGUUCUCGGUCAGUCAGUCGGUCGGUCGGAUCGGAUAGCGCAGUAAGCGUCAUUGUGUACCAAAGAAAUGGUGAUGGAGAAGCCAAGUCCCCUGCUUGUCGGGCGGGAGUUUGUGAGGCAGUACUAUACCUUGCUGAACAAGGCACCAGACUUCUUGCACAGGUUUUAUGGUAGGACCUCCUCUUAUGUUCAUGGUGGUUUGGAUGGCAGUGGAAAACCCACAGAAGCAGUUUAUGGCCAGGCUGAAAUCCACAAGAAGGUUAUGUCCCUUCAGUUCAGUGACUGCCAUACCAAGAUUCGCCAUGUGGAUGCACAUGCCACCCUUGGUGAUGGUGUGGUUGUGCAGGUGAUGGGGGAGCUGUCAAACAAUGGUCAACCAAUGAGGAAGUUCAUGCAGACAUUUGUCCUGGCACCAGAGGGUUCUGUUCCAAACAAGUUCUAUGUCCACAAUGAUAUAUUUCGCUACCAGGAUGAAGUGUUUGAUUCUGAUGCAGAACUGGAAGAAGAAUCUGAGGAGGAGGUUGAGGAGGAACCGGAAGAACCACAACUUUCUCCGGAGCCUGUGCAAGAAAACACAAACAAUACCUAUUAUGAGGCUCAUGCUGUCAGUAAUGGUGUGGAGGAACCAUUGGAGGAGGCAGCUGCUGAGCCUGAGCCUGAGCCCGAGUCAAAAACUGAGGAGGUAAAGCCUGAACCUGAGCUGGUGGAGAAGACUACGGAAGAGUUGGAGGAGAAGGCUCCAUCACCUACUCCAGUGGAACCUACUUCUCAACCUCAAGAGCCUCCCAAGGCUUUCUCCUGGGCCUCAGUGACAAGUAAAAAUCUGCCUCCUAGUGGUACAGUUGCUUCCUCUGGAAUUCCUGCCCAUGUUGUUAAAGCGCCAGCCUCACAGGCACGAGGUGAAGCAAAGAGUGAGACCCAGUCUCAGCCCGCCCGGCCGAGAGACCAGCGUCCUCGAGAUCGGAUGGGCUUUGUGCCCCGUGGACCCAGAACAGGUCGAGGAGAUCUAGAUACAAAUGAGGUUGAGAAUCGAAGAAUCAUCCGUUACCCAGAUAGUCACCAGCUCUUUGUUGGCAACUUACCUCAUGACAUUGAUGAAAAUGAAUUGAAAGAUUUCUUCAUGGGUUUUGGCAAUGUAGUUGAGCUUCGUAUCAAUACAAAGAGCAGUGGAGGGAAGCUGCCCAACUUUGGGUUUGUGGUGUUUGAUGACCCAGAUCCUGUACAAAGAAUCUUGAGUGCCAAGCCGAUCAUGUUCCGUGGUGAGGUCCGUCUGAAUGUGGAGGAGAAGAAAACGAGAGCUUUCCGUGAGGGAGAGCGUCGGGGUGAAGAUCGUAGGGACACCCGUCGCAGCGACAGGGGCUCUGGACGAGGCAUGAUCGGCAGUGGGAUGAUGCGAGACCGCGAUCCCCGGGGUCCCCCACCCAGAGGUGGUAUGGCGCUGAAGUCGGGCCCUGGGGCUGGCAGAGGGGGCUUGUCUGGUGAAGGUCGUUUUGCUGGACCCCGUCGCUAAGGCUUCAUUGUUCCUGAUAUCUUGCUGGUGACACCAUACUCUUCGUUUAUUUUGGCAUUUUUGUUAAUUUUGGCUUUGGAAUGUGACACGGCCUGUUUUUUUCUCAUUUCUUUGUGAAAACAGCCUUCUUUUUACCAGUUGAUCUUUUUCCCUAUUUUUGGAACAGGAUUCAAGCAAAAAAAAAAGCAAAAACCAUUGUCUAAAGACUUGGAAAAUAGAGCAAAAGGCUUCAAUUUAAUUGGAACCCAUUUUAAAGGUCUGAAGAUCCACCCCUUUAUAUGUUUAAAAAAGAAACAACCAUGGGCCUUUGCAACUUGGCUGCUUUAUUUUAUAAAUGUGUCAAGUUUAUGCCCAGUUCUGUUGAGGAAAACAAAUUGGUGCAAUUGGAGAAGCUUGCCUUGAUAUUUUUCCUUUUAGAAAUACUUGGCUCAAGAACUUGCGUUCAUGCACUCGUCAUAAUGCACUAAUAGGUACUCUUAGAGCAUCAUUUGCCAUGGCAACUGCAGGAGGAGACGGGUGAAAAUCCAGUGCUGUCUGCUUCGACAGGGAAGGCUGACUGACCAGAUGUGGGCUUUGAAUCUUAUACCUGCUGUGACCGCUGUUUUCCCACAUCUGUUAGCCAUAAUGGACAAUGUUUGAAACAGUUUCUGAUGGAGAUGGACUUUUUUUUUCUUGAACUAAAAAUUGAUAUACAAAAGCAAUUGUGAACUUGGAUUAACAGCCCUGAGCGCAAGAGUUUGGUGGCUUACUCUCUUUUUUCUAUCUACCCCACUGCAAUACAGGGAUGCCUCGCUGCUUGACACCAGUUUUCUUCCCCUCGAUCUGUGCAGUUGUGAAUGUGCAGCGAAAAAUCAUAGCUAAAUGUUACUGUUUUUCGUUCUUUCAAAGUGUAAAGAGCAUGAUGGUGCCUUCUAUUGAUAACGUCAUUCCAGACUUGCUGGCAACUCUUGUAUGGAUUGUACUAACUCAGUACAAAGCUGAACAGCUGUAAUACCUUAUGGAAUCACUAGUAUGUUGAUGAAAUGCAAAGAUGCAAAAAGCUGCAGCAUCCUUGCUCUGUGUGUGGGGGUGUGGGAAAUCAGAAGUAUUAAAUAGAAAAGAAAAUUGCACAAUCUCCUGUUCACCUGUUCUUAGCUGUUUUUAUACCAUUCCUGUAACCACAUGGUUGCUUUGCUUGUGUUUUGUGUUUUACAUUGGAAAAUUAGAUGUUUAAAAAAAAACUAAAACCCAUUACUGUUACCUUUAUGAGAGAUAUGCAAAAGAGCAUGGUUAUGGCUAUACUUUACUGCAUAAAUGGUUAUUUAAAGGUGUGUAGUCAUCUGUGAUCAGUUCAUAUAAAAUAUAACUUUAAGGGAAAGCUACAUUAUGCAAAGCUCAACAGUAAUUGUUGCGGGUUCUUUUUCUUUUGAAAUAAAACAGGUUGGCCAACAUCAAGGAUACUGCAGCUUUCAAGCCAAAAUCCGCAGCUUCUCGUUCCCCUCGUACCACUGGUUGGUUUGGCCUAGACCCCGUUUUUGAGAGGGAGCAAAAGUGUAAUGAUACACACAUUAGCUUGGUACGGGUGGAAGCUGUUGGUGACGAGUGGGAAUAUCAUUAAGUCACAGCUUCUAGCAACAAUGCACAUUUACUGGUAGCGCAGUGGUUUUUGAAGCAGAAAUUUGUUUACACGCACAGCUUGAGGCUGUCACUUGUUGACUGUUGAGCAAAACCAGCAGAGACAGUGAAGUUUACUUGUUUGUAGAUGUUGAUUGAAAGGAUAAUUGUGUCUGUUGGUUUUGUCUUUGUUUGAAAAUUUCUGAGGUCUUCCUUGUUUGAUGGUAGUCUUGCACUAUUUCUCAAAUUCUGGGAUACAUUAGCAGUUUUUUGUGUUUUCAAUCUUGUUUAGAGUUUUUUUUCCAACUGAUGUCUACAUCAGAUCUAUUAAUGUGGCCUGGAAAUACUGUACUUGAAGUUUCCAUCGGGCAAGGAAGAGUUAAACGUCUCCCCCACCCACAGAUUUACUUGAAGCCCUCCCCUGGACACAGAACUUGGUUUCAGUAUCAUUUGCACAAUUUCAUUGCCAAGUAGUUUACCAGAAUUCCACAAGUUUCUGCUGUGCUGAUUGCUUCACCUCACCGGCAUUUAACUUUAAUUUCAUUUCACACCACUUUGGAGACUGGAGACUAUUUCCAGAAAGUGUUGGGUACAAGUUUACUUAACUUGAGGAAGGCAGAUGAGCCAUUUUUGAUCUGGCUUGCUUCUCACUGUCAAUAAACAUUGGUUAAAAAACUGAAUCUGGUAACAUCAGAAUGUGGUUACUCACUGGUGAUCUGUUCACUGAAUUUUAUUGUGCGCUGUAGUCCUGGUUCCCUACUUCCUACAAUACUCAAUACCCCCCAAAGCGAAGUUAGUAGACUUUUCCACGACGAAUGUGUAUUAUUGGGUGGCACUAGCUAAUGAUAUGUUGCAUUUUUGGAGCAAUAUCAUUCCAUUUUUACCAAUAAGAUGGGCUUUACCACCUUAGCUUUUGUGGGUAUUGUAGAUAAUAAAUGGUUUGCCAUCUUCAGAAGCUGAUCUGUGUUUGGCCAUCUUAUGCUGUUAGAGCACAGUAGUUACACGUGUUGCAGGUGGCAAGUCUUCAUAUUUGAUUUUCUUUUUUGAAUGUGUUGGACUAAACAUACAAUAAACUACUGAUGUCUGAA
Molecule: messenger RNA, 4369 nt
Organism: Mobula hypostoma (lesser devil ray)
Lineage: Eukaryota; Metazoa; Chordata; Chondrichthyes; Myliobatiformes; Myliobatidae
Gene: g3bp2a
Product: G3BP stress granule assembly factor 2a
Exons: 12
Coding region: 246-1688 (480 amino acids)
Cellular component (GO): cytosol; ribonucleoprotein complex
Molecular function (GO): mRNA binding
Source: RefSeq, a predicted model, not a curated record